Molecule: messenger RNA, 3271 nt
Organism: Caenorhabditis sp. 36 PRJEB53466
Lineage: Eukaryota; Metazoa; Nematoda; Chromadorea; Rhabditida; Rhabditidae
Source: the annotation of a GenBank genome assembly
AUGUUGCGACGGAGGACGAGAAAACCAAUAUGCUACGAAAGUAAGAAUUUCGAAUUGAAAACUUGUUCUGAAAUAAAUUUUCCAGUAUUAGAGAAUCUCCGAGAGCAAAAACACGCCGAGAAAGACUCUCCUUCUCGCCCGAAUGAUGAACUUGACGAAGGUCAAUUCACUACAAUUUGGGAAAAUCCUGAAAGAGUAAUCAAAUUAUCACAGAUACCUAAAAAUACUGAAUCGAUCGUCUUCAGCUCUCCGACAAAGAAGAUUUCUCGUUGUUGUACCAACUGCUUUCGCGUCAACUUUCCCUUGGACACUUCGAAGAUCCGUUAACUGUAUGUCGGAAAAUGGCUGAUUCUUCAUGUGCCAUGAAGCAGAAACAGGUCGGCACAAUGUUCACAUUACUACUGAUGCAGUUUUUGAAAGAAGAACGACGGAAGCAGGUGAGUAACGAGCGAAUAGAGUGCCUUUCGAUUUCAUUAUUUCAGAUAGAUCACCACGUUAUUCUCGCGUGGCUUGAUGCGGGUGAUCGGUUGUUCAGCGAAGAAACCGAGCCAAAUGCACUUUCAAAAAGGAACUAUGCUGUUUUGAAGUUGUACUACUUGUGCAGGACAUGGAAAGCUCAAAUCGAGGUAACCAGAGAGAAUUUUCUUAAAGCCCCGCUCGGCCCGUCACAAAAAAUGUGUGCGAAUUUUCCACGAUUUUUCCGGAAUUUUCGAUGAAAGAAGCGCGAGGAGACGCUUUCGAGUGAUAAAGAUGGCUUCGCGAACAGUUUCGAACGCGAAAAUAGAUAGAAAGCUCGUCGAACUGCUGAAAAACAAGGCCCGACGGGCCGGGCCUUGUAAAAAUUUUUUUAAAGCCCGGCCCGUUGCAAGUCUGAUGUUCAGUGUUUUUCGUGCGGAUGCAUUCAAAAGCAGGUGGUCGAGCUCUAUCUGGAAAACGACUGUUCCCGGCUAAAUGAUGCUUUGCUUUGCAUUGUCAAAGCGAAGAAGAACAACAAAGAAGAGACUGAAAGAUGCAUCGAAGAUCUGAAUCCGGCAGUCCUCAGUGAGAUUCCGUUUUGUUUGAAAUCCUAAAAAGAGAAUUCAGGACUAGUCAAAAACGCGUCGAACUUCAGUUCAAUCGAUAUGUUCUCCUAUUACGUGGAAGUUUUGCAAGAGCUGCACGGAUGCUCUCUGAUCGGUUAGUUUCUUUAAAAUUCGUCCUUUCAGCAACGAUUUCAGAUGUUGCUGACGAGAAGGCGUCCGCACGUCUCAUUCAGUUGGCAGGGUUACUGUGCGAAUUGAGCUUGAACGAUGUCCCGGAGGCCUGCUCAAAACUACAUCGCCUUCUCACUCACAUGGGCCGGAAUCAGGAGAAGAAAGUAAAUCAAAUAAAAAACCGUGUCUUUUCAAUCUGAGACUUGUUAGAACGUGACUGCGGUGGAUACGGUCCUCAGGAGCAAGUUACUUCCUAAGAUUUUCGAGUAUCUCACAAAAAACAGUCUCGUGAAAAUGCACAGAUUCAAUCGGAUAUCGGUGCAAGAAUACGUGGAUAUCGUGGCCAAAAAAAAUUAUUCAUUUGCCGAGCAAUCAAUCUUCGCUCCCCUCCAGCUGCUCAACUUACUGUAUUCCAGUGAGGGAUCCUGUUCCACUUGAUCAUUUUAUUAUUUUUCUUCAGAAUGGGAUGCCUGGAAGAGAACACGAUCUGUAGUCAAGAGCCGCAUCGAUUCGCUCGAUCUGAGUAGUUCUCACGGCCCCGUCAUCGUCCUAUAUAUGCUCAGUUUCAUUUAUCGAACAGGUUCAAAACUAUUUCUCGUCCUGACAUCCAAUAGUUUUUUUUUCAGAUCCUUCCUUACUAGCAGAUCUUACCGGAUGUCUUGAGGAAAAGUAUAAAAAAGCCGAUUCGAAUCAAAAAGUGCGCAAUUAGGUUAUUCAAUUAAUAUAUGCAAAUUUCCAGGGCAUCAUUCUUCUGAUAAUCGAAAUCGCCGAAAAACUGGCUUUGACCAACGAGUCAAUGGCUUCGUUUCUCAACGAAAAUGCGGUGAAAACACGUCUACUUCGGGACACAGAUCCGAUCCACUCCGAGCUCGUCUUCUCCUACCUGCCUGAUCUAAAACCUCUUGAACUCAAUCAGUUUCUGAAGUCAAAGGAGGAGUCCCUUUCCGACGAGGCGUGGAGCGAUCUCUUCCGAGUUAUCAAGGAUACGGAAGUGACGGUGCAAGCUGACGGAGUGUGGAAGUGCGCCGUUGAAAAGAAGAAUUCAGACAGAAACGCCAUCUGUUUCAUAACGAAGCAACUGAAUGCUAUGGCUGAAAGACAAGACGGGAAGAUGUUAACGAUGCGCGUUUCACAAGUUUUCAAUCAUUUGAAGACUACCUUGUCAGUUUCUUUUUCAAUUGAAAGACACAUGUUUUAGUUUCAGUUCCUCACCUAAGUUAGUGCCUCGUGAGCUCUUGCUCUUCUUCCCGAAAGUGCUCUUUUCGUUGACAGACACUCAGUAUUUAUUGCUCCCACCGAAUACGUCCAACUUUCUCAUUCCGCUGCUCAUUCUUUCGUACUGUCUCUUCUUCGAUGGAAAUGGUUCGUGAAAAAGUUCCUCAGGUUACUCAACGUGUUUUUUUUAGAAUUGGAGAUCGCAAAAAUGUUCCGGAUAUUGAAGAGUAAAAUCAGAAAAGAAAACUUCAAAGAAUCCAACGAUGAUCCUAUAGACGUUCUUGAUGAAAUCUGCGAGACGAUUCGAAGCGGAAAAGUGCCAAACUGCGACAUUUCGUUUGUAAGAUCGUGCGCAGGCUCCGACUUCUUUCUCAAAACGCUUUUCGAAACUACGGUAGAGGGCCACUCUCAAUCCGCCGAUGUGGUCGUCCGAAUGAGGGAAAGAACUGUGGAUGUGUGCUCGAUUCUAUUCGGCAGACUGGCACCACAGCUACAAUCCAUCGGAGACAAGGAAGGAAAGACACCCUAUUGCCAAAUCGCAGUCAUAAUAAACAAGUUUGUGACUGGAAAUCUUCCGUCGUCGAGCAAUCCGAAAGUGUGGAAGAUCACCGAACGAGCCAUAGAAGGGUUCAGUUGCAUGACUCUCAAAUGGAAUUCCAUUUUCGUGGUGGCGAAGGUGAUGGACAUUCUCUCGUCCGCCAAGAAUCACGCCGACCUGCUCGCCAGAAUGAUAGGCGUGAUCAGAAGAAACCAGGUAAAUACGAGUUGGAACCAUUCUGAUUAUUUGCAUUCAAUUACAGGAUCUACUCAAUAAGCUGAGAAAAAGAAAGGAGUUUCUCGAACUCGAAUCAGCUCUCCGAUAA